CUCUGUGCGUCCUCUGCCAGCCCAGCUGCACUUGUGCCAUCCACUUCCUGUUACAGAAUCCCUGCCGUGGGCCCUCCCCUGUACUGACCAAACCCGGACCAGGUGCUCCCUGCCCAUGCCAGGCACAGGCAGUGACACCAGAUGUGAAAUUACAAACCCAGGUGGAGAUGCUGAAGGGUAGAGCGUGGAUACAGGUGCCACUCUUGCCGGGGCUUCCCUGAGGAAGGCCAGUGAGCCACCUGGGUGCCAGUCCCUAAGGAAGCAGGGUGGCCAUUUGACCUUGACCUCGGCCACCCAUGCAACAAGUAGAAAGGAGGAGGCGGGGUGUCGAAUGAUCCGUCUUUGGACUUUGGGCUGUCGCUUCUCAAAACAGAAGUUUCUUCUAAUAUCUCUACCCAGAUGCACGUGAUGAAAAUCAUUAACUAGGGCUGGCCAGACUUGAUGGCCACCUUUGGGAAUGGACAUGAAGUGCCUGGAGCUUCCCUCCUAAAAGUGCUGCGAGUGGCUGAGAUGCUGUGGUGCAGGGGAGCCCAGGCCCCGCACGGUCUGGUUGGGGCACCCCGAGAAGAGGGACCAGAGAUACCCUCGAAAUGUCAUCAACAAUCAGAAGUACAACUUCUUCACCUUUUUGCCUGGGGUGCUGUUUAACCAGUUCAAAUACUUCUUCAACCUCUACUUCCUGCUUCUCGCCUGCUCCCAGUUCGUCCCCGAAAUGCGACUGGGAGCACUGUACACCUACUGGGUUCCCCUGGGCUUCGUGCUGGCUGUCACCAUCAUCCGAGAGGCGGUGGAGGAGAUCCGAUGCUACGUGCGAGACAAGGAAGUCAACUCGCAGGUCUACAGCCGGCUCACAGCGAGAGGGACAGUGAAGGUGAAGAGCUCCAGCAUCCAAGUUGGAGAUCUUAUCAUUGUGGAGAAGAACCAGCGGGUCCCUGCUGACAUGAUCUUCCUGAGGACAUCAGAAAAAAACGGCUCUUGCUUCCUGCGGACGGACCAGCUGGACGGGGAGACGGACUGGAAACUUCGGCUUCCCGUGGCCUGCACUCAGAGGCUGCCCACCGCUGCUGACCUUCUUCAGAUUCGAUCGUACGUGUAUGCAGAGGAGCCAAACAUCGACAUUCACAACUUUGUGGGGACUUUCACUAGAGAGGACAGCGAUGCCCCGAUCAGCGAGAGCCUGAGCGUAGAGAACGCGCUCUGGGCGGGCACAGUCACCGCAUCAGGUACUAUUGUGGGUGUUGUUCUUUACACGGGCAGAGAACUCCGGAGUGUCAUGAAUACCUCAAAUCCUCGAAGUAAGAUUGGCCUGUUUGACCUGGAAGUGAACUGUCUAACAAAGAUCCUCUUUGGAGCUUUGGUGGUGGUGUCUCUGGUCAUGGUCGCCCUCCAGCACUUCGCCGGACGUUGGUACCUACAAAUCAUCCGCUUCCUCCUUUUGUUUUCCAACAUCAUUCCCAUCAGCCUGCGUGUGAACCUGGACAUGGGCAAGAUCGUGUACAGCUGGGUGAUUCGCAGGGAUUCGAAAAUCCCCGGGACCGUGGUUCGCUCCAGCACGAUUCCCGAGCAGCUGGGGAGGAUUUCCUACCUACUCACAGAUAAGACCGGAACUCUCACCCAGAAUGAGAUGGUUUUCAAACGGCUCCAUCUAGGCACCGUGGCCUAUGGCCUCGACUCAAUGGAUGAAGUACAAAGCCACAUUUUUAGUAUUUACACCCAGCAAUCCCAGGACCCGCCCGCUCAGAAGGGCCCCGCGCUCACCACCAAGGUGCGGCGGACCAUGGGCACCCGCGUGCACGAAGCCGUCAAGGCCAUCGCGCUGUGCCACAACGUCACCCCCGUGUACGAGUCCAGCGGUGUAACCGACCAGGCCGAGGCGGAGAAGCAGUACGAGGACUCCUGCCGCGUGUACCAGGCGUCCAGCCCGGACGAGGUGGCCCUGGUGCAGUGGACCGAAAGUGUGGGCUUAACACUGGUGGGCCGUGACCAGUCUUCCAUGCAGCUGAGGACCCCUGGUGACCAGAUCCUGAACUUCACCAUCUUGCAGAUCUUCCCUUUCACCUACGAAAGCAAACGCAUGGGCAUCAUCGUGAGGGAUGAAUCGACUGGGGAGAUUACGUUUUACAUGAAGGGAGCGGAUGUCGUCAUGGCUGGCAUCGUGCAGUACAACGACUGGCUGGAGGAAGAGUGUGGAAACAUGGCCCGGGAAGGGCUGCGGGUGCUUGUGGUGGCGAAGAAAUCUCUAGCAGAGGAGCAGUAUCAAGACUUUGAGGCCCGCUAUGUCCAGGCCAAGCUGAGUGUGCACGACCGUUCCCUCAAAGUGGCCACAGUGAUCGAGAGCCUGGAGAUGGAGAUGGAGCUGCUGUGCCUGACAGGGGUGGAGGACCAGCUCCAGGCGGACGUGAGGCCCACCCUGGAGACCCUGAGGAACGCCGGCAUCAAGGUUUGGAUGCUGACGGGGGACAAGCUGGAGACAGCUACAUGCACAGCAAAGAAUGCACAUCUGGUGACCAGAAACCAAGACAUCCACGUUUUUCGGCUGGUGACCAACCGCGGCGAGGCCCACCUCGAGCUGAACGCUUUCCGCAGGAAGCACGACUGUGCCCUCGUCAUCUCCGGAGACUCCCUGGAGGUUUGCCUCAAGUACUACGAGUACGAGUUCAUGGAGCUGGCCUGCCAGUGCCCGGCCGUGGUCUGCUGCCGCUGCGCGCCCACCCAGAAGGCCCAGAUCGUACGCCUGCUCCAGGAGCGCACGGGGAAGCUCACGUGUGCAGUAGGUGAUGGAGGCAAUGACGUCAGUAUGAUCCAAGAAUCUGACUGCGGUGUGGGUGUCGAGGGAAAGGAAGGAAAACAGGCUUCGCUGGCUGCGGACUUCUCCAUCACUCAGUUCAAGCACCUUGGCCGGUUACUCAUGGUGCACGGCCGGAAUAGCUACAAGCGCUCGGCCGCCCUCAGCCAGUUUGUGAUCCACAGGAGCCUCUGCAUCAGCACCAUGCAGGCUGUCUUUUCCUCCGUGUUUUACUUUGCCUCCGUUCCUCUCUAUCAAGGAUUCCUCAUCAUUGGGUACUCCACCAUCUAUACCAUGUUUCCUGUGUUUUCUCUGGUCCUGGACAAAGAUGUGAAGUCAGAAGUUGCCAUGCUGUACCCUGAGCUCUACAAGGAUCUCCUCAAGGGACGGCCGUUGUCCUACAAGACAUUCCUGAUAUGGGUUUUGAUCAGCAUCUAUCAAGGAAGCACCAUCAUGUACGGGGCGCUGCUGCUGUUUGAGUCGGAAUUCGUGCACAUUGUGGCGAUUUCCUUCACGUCGCUGAUCCUCACGGAGCUGCUAAUGGUGGCCCUGACCAUCCAGACCUGGCACUGGCUCAUGACAGUGGCCGAGCUGCUCAGCCUGGCCUGCUACAUCGCCUCCCUGGUGUUCCUCCACGAAUUUAUCGACGUGUACUUCAUUGCCACAUUGUCCUUCUUGUGGAAAGUGUCUGUCAUCACUCUGGUCAGCUGUCUGCCCCUCUAUGUCCUCAAGUACCUGCGAAGGCGGUUCUCCCCUCCCAGCUACUCGAAGCUCACGUCCUAGGCCGUGCACUCGGGAGAGGACCCCGGUCUCCGCACUCUCCUGGCGGACAGAGUUCAAGUUGCAUUUCUAUUAACCACCACCCGUGGAUUGUGCAGUGGUGGCUCCCCCGUGCAGUUCUGAUAUGAAGAGGCGCUGCGCUUCCACGGAGCCCGACACCGAAUAAACAGGAGGAUGGCGCCUAAGAGGGCCCCACACGGGGGUCUGAGCCCCUGGUGAUUCACAGUCGAGUGAAUGUGACUAUGUGAAAACCGGUGACUCAGCCGAGAGAUGUAUUCAUGGGUCACUGUGCAGGCUUCCUUAUGACUUGAGUUUUGUUGUCAUGAUAAAAGUUUCUGUCUAG
Molecule: messenger RNA, 3908 nt
Organism: Delphinapterus leucas (beluga whale)
Lineage: Eukaryota; Metazoa; Chordata; Mammalia; Artiodactyla; Monodontidae
Gene: ATP9A
Product: ATPase phospholipid transporting 9A
Biological process (GO): endocytosis; phospholipid translocation; retrograde vesicle-mediated transport, Golgi to endoplasmic reticulum
Cellular component (GO): trans-Golgi network; plasma membrane; endosome
Molecular function (GO): ATPase-coupled intramembrane lipid carrier activity; ATP hydrolysis activity; magnesium ion binding
Source: RefSeq, a predicted model, not a curated record